GUACGGGCCACCGUACUACGUCACACAACACACCAUGAGCGAAAACAGAGACCGUAAGCGAUUGUUUAAAAAACCCCCAAAAAACCCCCCAGCUAGCUCGAGUCAGUACGCGAGAAUUCGCUUUGAAAACGAUUCACACAUACCCCACACAAUGUGACGCGUUAGCUCCGACUAUGGUCUACAUGGUUCGUCGUCGUGUGCGAGUUGUUGACCGCGCGAUGUCGUUAACGCGAGCUAGCAUACGGAUGCUACAGUGAAGCUAAGUCCCGUUAGCUGGCUUGGCGUGAGGGGCAAUCCCAUGUCAGCGAGCGUCGGGUUGCUCCGCGAGAUCAACAUCAGCUUUUUACUAAUUCCGUCCAUGCAAUACCCUCCACGACACGCGUGGUCGAAUGCCGCCGGCUCUGGGACGACGGCGUGCCGCCUGAACAACGUGCGCUAGAAUAUUUCCAGGCAGACAGCGUCACCUUUUCAACUCGUACGCGCCGUUGGGACAGCGGCCGGGUCAUGUCGGACCCGGAGACCCUCGCCGUCACCUUCCGGGCCCAGCUGUCGGACGUGAUGGGGACGCUGGUGAAGGCAGCCGUGUACGAGGUGACCAGGCUGGUGGAGGACGGCCUCCUGGAGGAGGUGAGGCGCAGGGGCCGGGAGACGGAGUCCCUGAGGCUGCGGCUGCAGUGGACUGAGAGGAGACGGGGGGGCCGAGGCGGAGGGAAGACGGGGACGUGUGUCGACUGUGCCAGGCGGGACGUGGAGCUGUCCACCGACAUGGCGGACGCAGGGUCCAAGGAGCAGCAGGACGGUGCGUCGAGGUGCUCCGCUGGCGAGACGGAGGGCGGCCCCGUGGACGGGUGGACGCGAGGCCGCGGGCCGGAGGCGGCGGGCGACCCUUCGGCCGGCCCCGCCCCCGAGGGGGGGUCUCAGGCGACAGAAGAAGAUGAAGUGGUGCCUGCUGUGGAUGUAAAGGAAGAAGAAGUCAAUAAGCCGUCUUGUUCAUCCUUGCAUUUAGGAGAAUGGAGCGACGCUCUUGAUGGCAAAGCAGGACUUGAGUCACAAAGUGCUACUGAGAAGACAGAGGCACAACCAAAACAGACUAUGGAAAACAGUGAGGAAUUAUUGAGGAAUAUCAUAAAGCAAGGCCCACAGAUAUCCGCUGCAUUUUGUUUUCCUGAUGAACUGGAGGAAAUCCACAUGACCACAGAUCCGUCUCACGUCUCGUCAUCGGAAAUGGACACCAGUUGGGCCGGGCUUCUUCAGAAUCACAGACUCUGCACCGAAAAAGAUCACAAUCCGGCGAAAUCCCCACUAAAGCGUACAGAACAUGAGCUGCAGGACUCUGUAGCAGCAGAUGUUCGCGCUCGGGUUUCCCAGAGUGCGACGUCAGGAUCCACUAAAGCAGGACUGCAAAACAGCAAAGCUUCAGGUGUGACGAUAAAGCAGGAAGUCUGUGAGGAGAAUGAGCACCUGGAAAGGAAAGAAAUGCCAAAGUCUGGCUCCGUGAAACCGCACAGGCCGAGUUCAGAGGCACACAGACAGAACCACAUUUCCCACAAAGCCACUGUGCAGGACGUUCUGAAACUGCAUUCCAGAGUGGGUACAGGUCUCAAAUUGCAAGCCGCUAUACAGCACCUCCACCGACCGAUGAAAAACCCCCCUCACGUGCUGUCCAACAGCACCACGGCAGCACUGUCCAUAGCCCACACUCAGGUCGUGAACUUAAAUCCCCUCAACAGAAUUCCCUCCUCGUCCAAAGCCGCACCGCCUCCCCCACUCCCGGCCCCGCGAGUUCACCUGGGUGACAAACAGCCCGCGGCGCUCAACCGACCCGGCGCCCCGUGGGCCAGAUCCCAACACCAAUCUGCCAACUCCCAUCACGCCGACCCCGUACCCCACGCAGACUCCCACUCUGGCCCCAGGCACCUCCUGCGCUGCGGCCAGUGCGGAAAGUGCUUCCCCCACCCCAGCAACCUGAAGGCUCACCUGCAGACGCACACGGGCGAGCGGCCCUUCUGCUGCUCCCUCUGCGACCGCAGUUUCACCAAGCUGAGCAACCUCAAAGCCCACCGGCGGGUUCACACCGGGGAGAGGCCGUACUGCUGCUUGGCUUGUGGCAAACGCUUCACCCAGAAAUGUAACCUGAAGCGCCACCAGAGGAUCCACCUGGACAUGUGACGCUGGACAGCCACUGACAAAAAAGACACAUUAGUUGUGUGUUUCUUUGAGCUUCAGAUCCUACAGUGUUUCUUGUGCAAUGCACUGCAAAAAAUCCUUUUAUGUGUACUCGUCCCAAGUUCUGUGAAGUCCAGGAAGGCUCACGUAGUAACUCCUGAAGAUAUUUUAAUGUCGUUUGAGGACAAAAAGGCAGAGUGCUGUGAAAUGUAUUGUGUGCAAUGAUAGGUCAAUUGUCACUUUUGGUCAAUAAAAUACUAUUUAUUCUGUGAA
Messenger RNA from Scophthalmus maximus (turbot), 2439 nucleotides. RefSeq names its product zinc finger and BTB domain-containing protein 49. The transcript has 4 exons. The record is from RefSeq and is a predicted model, not a curated record. Gene Ontology annotation, cellular component: nucleus. Bases 505 to 2169 code for a protein of 554 amino acids. NCBI's taxonomy places the organism in Eukaryota, Metazoa, Chordata, Actinopteri, Pleuronectiformes, Scophthalmidae.